This is a messenger RNA of Ipomoea triloba (trilobed morning glory), 793 nucleotides long. RefSeq lists its product as uncharacterized. Bases 1 to 489 code for a protein of 162 amino acids. Lineage: Eukaryota; Viridiplantae; Streptophyta; Magnoliopsida; Solanales; Convolvulaceae. The record is from RefSeq and is a predicted model, not a curated record. The transcript has 3 exons.
AUGCGAGCCGCUUCUUUCUCGCUGCGAACUACAGACCGGCGACGUGGAACAGCGGGUGGGAGUUGCGGCGACAUUGAUUGUAUCUCCUUCUCGUCCAGCAUCGAAGGCCGCGACUUUGGUGGUCGUAGUUGCAGUGGAUUGACAGUGGCGUGGAACGGCAGUCGCAGUUGCGGCGGCGGAGGCGUGGUGGCAGCGCAGGUUCUUCGUCUCUCGCUCCUUCCUUCUCGACCAGCAGAUCGAGGGCGUGGUGGCCGACGAUGGCAGCACAACAGCAGGUUAUCUUCCUCUUCUUUUCUUCUCUCCCUUUCUCGACGAAGGCGGCAGUGGGGGCGGUGGCUGGAGUCGUCGAACGGGCGGCGGCAUACCUGGUUCCUUUGUCCGGCGUUCUCUGACAGUAGAGAUCGGACAGCGGUAGCGGGUUCCGGCGAUGGUGUUGGGCCGGAGCUGCGGCAGCCGACGAUGGUGUUGGAACACGGACGGACGACGUAGCAAAAAGCCCAUCUCAGUUUAGGUGUAUUUUUCGACUCUGGUGGACGGCACGGGAUAUAGAGAAGCUGACUACGACGAGAGUGCAUCAGCGAGGAGGAAUUGCAGCACGAAGCGAAGAGAUUCAAGGCUUCGUUGCAGCAGAAUUUCGAGCUUCAAUCGCAGCUGUCUCCUUAGGCUUGGAUUACUUUUCUUCGUAUCGUUUCCUUAUCUUAUUUUAUCAGUUAUUUGGUUAAAUUCCCAGAUUAGUAUUCUCAUUCUGAUGUGUCAAAAUUUCUUGAACAAUUUAUGCAUUUAAUUAUGAUUA